Protopolystoma xenopodis is the source of this 594-nucleotide messenger RNA. Lineage: Eukaryota; Metazoa; Platyhelminthes; Monogenea; Polystomatidea; Polystomatidae. The record is from the annotation of a GenBank genome assembly.
AUGUUUCCAUUGUCUCAAUUCAUUCACCAAGAAAGCACAUUUUCAGGUCUUCUUCUUCUCUCCACUGCUGCACGUAGUGAGCUCGCUGCCUCUCAAGCUGCUUUAGCACGCGCCACUUCACAUCGUUUUCUCGUGGCUCCAGGUGCCCGGUGCUGUCAGUGUCGUCGACGCAUCGGUACCAGUGCCUUUGUCCGCUAUCCAAGCACUGGAGAAUUGGCUCACUAUGGUUGUUGUCGCGAUCUCCCACCAGCACCCCCUCUACCACAACUACACUCACAUUUACUCUCACAGUCAUAUACGCCUGUACAAACAAGCCAGAUCCAUUAUCAGCCUCAUCUCGUUCAUCUAAAAAAGCAACAAUCUUUUUCCAAUCCACAGGCUUCUGACCCGAAGCAGUCUACUGCCAUGGCUAAGCCAGAUUCGGUUAAAGUGUCGUCCCGUUGUAUUUACAUUCCCUCUUCUCACUCCCCAGUUUCACGCAUCCCAAUGUUUCAGGCCAUUGAAAAUUCCCCUUCCGUCACGUCAGCUACUCCGAUAUCCAACCAGGGCACUAAACAACAUCACGGCUUAAAUGGAUCGACUCCUACUGCUUAG